AUGACACUUGAUGCGUACGCAGCCCACGCCAAUGGACAUCACCACUUCCAACUGUCUAUAGCGGCGCCAACUGGGCCAGAUCAUUACAAGAAGCUCCACCUCGCGGGCAUGGGCAAGUUACUGGACUACGUCAACCUCAUGGCCUACGACUUCGCAGGCGGCUGGGGCAACUGUAGUGGACAUAACGCCAACUUGUAUCAGAACUCGCAGAAUCCGAAUGCCACCCCGUUCGAUGCGGAUUCGGCCGUCAAGUUCUACAUGAAGGAAGGUAUUCCUGCGGAGAAGCUGGUUCUUGGCAUGCCUAUCUACGGUCGCUCGUUCCAGGGAACCACGGGUAUUGGACAGCCGUACUCUGGUGUAGGAAGCGGCUCGUGGGAAAACGGCAUAUGGAACUACAAAAUCUUGCCUAAGGCAGGGUCCACGCUUAUGUACGACGGCGUCGCGAAGGCCUAUUAUACCUACGACACGUCGACGAAAGAGCUCAUCUCCUAUGACCCCCCUGACAUGAUCAAGAGGAAGGUUACGUACCUCAAGGGCCUCGGACUUGGUGGCAACAUGUUCUGGGAAGCAUCAUCUGACAAGAAGGGUGCUGAUUCUCUCAUUGGGAUCAGCAGCUCCUCGCUCGGUCAAGUAGAUUCUACGCAAAAUUACCUCCACUACCCAAACUCUCAGUACGACAACAUUCGGAAAGGGCUGCAGUAG
Messenger RNA from Purpureocillium lilacinum, 702 nucleotides. The record is from RefSeq and is a predicted model, not a curated record. NCBI's taxonomy places the organism in Eukaryota, Fungi, Ascomycota, Sordariomycetes, Hypocreales, Ophiocordycipitaceae.